CACAUACACACACACACACACGCACGAUCAGCUUUGACCUGCAGUUUGGGAAUGGACUUCAUUUCAGUCAUGUAUUCUGGAGUUUGAGAAAAUCAGAAAUGCACCGGAGCAGAGUCUCUCUUACUGACCAGGUAAGAGAAAAGGGCCAGUAUGAGACUCCGCCCACCUCCGAGCUCCACAGGUUAUUGUGGAUCAAACCGGGCACAAGCAGCCAUCUUGAUGAGGUCAGACCGGGCAUCUACAUCGGAGACCUGUAUGCAGCGAAAGAUAGAUCCCUGUUACAGGCGCUGAACAUCAGUCAUGUUUUGAACGCAGCUCACGGUAAAUUCAACGUGAACACGGGAGCGAGUUUCUACAGAGGCACCAACAUCACGUACCACGGAGUGGAGGCCUUCGACAUGCCCACCUUUGACAUGAGUCCCUUCUUCUACAGCGCUGCCAAAUUCAUCAAGACCGCAGUGAACAAUCCUGGAGGUAAGGUGUUUGUGCACUGUGCGAUGGGUCUGAGUCGCUCGGCCACGCUGGUCCUCGCCUACCUGAUGAUCGAGGAGAAGAUGACGCUGGUGGAGGCAAUUAGUGCUGUAGCUCAAAACAGGAACAUCUGCCCCAACACGGGCUUCCUGGAGCAGCUACGCACACUCGACACACAACUGCAGCGCCGACACAGCACCACCUACUGAUAUGCUAAAAUGUAUCAUAGUGAGAACUAGAACAUUUCUGGAGCGUCGCUUGUACAAGUCCCAGUGAAUGAGCUGUUACUAUGGAAACGGUGACUUUUAUUAUAAUGAAGGCAUUAAUAUAAACCUGUGAUAUUGCAGCUGCACUACUGUCAGAGCUGCUGUUAUACACUUCCACUGUUACAUUCACUCGUCCCACAUUAUAAUGCAACAUAUGCCAAUAGAGAGGCAAUGUCAGACAGCAGAGCCGAUAGAGAGGCAGUAUCAGACAGCAGAGCCGAUAGAGAGGCAAUGUCAGACAGCAGAGCCGAUAGAGAGGCAAUGUCAGACAGCAGAGCCGAUAGAGAGGCAGUACCAGACAGCAGAGCCGAUAGAGAGGCAGUACCAGACAGCAGAGCCGAUAGAGAGGCAGUACCAGACAGCAGAGCCGAUAGAGAGGCAGUACCAGACAGCAGAGCCGAUAGAGAGGCAGUGUCAGACAGCAGAGCCGAUAGAGAGGCAGUGUCAGACAGCAGAGCCGAUAGAGAGGCAGUACCAGACAGCAGAGCCGAUAGAGAGGCAGUAUCAGACAGCAGAGCCGAUAGAGAG
This is a messenger RNA of Neoarius graeffei (lesser salmon catfish), 1265 nucleotides long. Its product is annotated as dual specificity protein phosphatase 13B-like. Lineage: Eukaryota; Metazoa; Chordata; Actinopteri; Siluriformes; Ariidae. Bases 99 to 680 code for a protein of 193 amino acids. The transcript is spliced from 4 exons. Gene Ontology annotation, molecular function: MAP kinase phosphatase activity; protein tyrosine/serine/threonine phosphatase activity. Gene Ontology annotation, biological process: protein dephosphorylation; negative regulation of MAPK cascade. Gene Ontology annotation, cellular component: cytoplasm. The record is from RefSeq and is a predicted model, not a curated record.